Molecule: messenger RNA, 2284 nt
Organism: Rana temporaria (common frog)
Lineage: Eukaryota; Metazoa; Chordata; Amphibia; Anura; Ranidae
Gene: SDR42E2
Product: short chain dehydrogenase/reductase family 42E, member 2
Exons: 12
Coding region: 326-1636 (436 amino acids)
Biological process (GO): steroid biosynthetic process
Molecular function (GO): 3-beta-hydroxy-Delta5-steroid dehydrogenase (NAD+) activity
Source: RefSeq, a predicted model, not a curated record
UAAUGUCAAUAAAAUAUCAUAAACCCAAUACACACACUAUUGUGAUGUCAAAGUAUACGUGUUCAUUUCUUAAAGCCACUAGAGGGCACCUGUAAGCUCUGAUGUCCUUAGUACACAAGGGCUGGCUGUCAUCACUUUGAGAUGGAUGACUUGGGAUGUGCACCUGGACCAUUUCGCUUUGUUCUAAGGGAGAUGUUAGUCGGGAGAUAAAGUGAAGUUUUACCUCUGGGGGAAAAACGUAUUAUAGGAUAUACACCACAGCUGGUUGGUGCAAUAAAGAACACUCCGAGAGAUCUUGGGUGAACGGCAUAUUAUUUGUAUAAUCAUGAGGGAAACGGGAACUGGGUGUGAACUGGAAGACCUGAGAAACAAAAUAGAGAAGGAAGAAAUCUGUACAGAAUGUCUGAGGAAUUCUCUACCAUUCAGGACUGUCAGAUCAAAUGGCGUGGUACCACACAAAGGCAGAGUGCCUCCCUGUAUACCGAGUGUACAUCCCGGUACUUGGGAAAUGACAAAGGUGCUGGUCACGGGAGGUGCAGGAUACCUGGGACACAACCUUGGAUGUGCCCUAAUGAAGCAGGGAUAUUCUGUUAUAUUGUUUGAUCUAAACAAACCAGACUGGGAAGCACAAAGCCACACUACAUUCAUACAGGGUGACAUAAGGAAUUAUGAUUCCCUCUACAAAGCUUGUGAAGGGGUGGACUGCGUGUUCCAUGCUGCAUCAUUUGGAAUGUCAGGGUAUCAGCAGCUCCAGAAGAGAAAAAUUGAGUCCAUAAAUAUAGGAGGGACACAAGUUGUUAUAGAUGUUUGUAUAGCAAGAAAUAUUCCCAGAUUAAUUUACACCAGUACAGUAAAUGUAGUAUUUGGCGGAAAUUACAUAGAGGAAGGUGAUGAAGAAACAACACCAUAUUAUCCACCUGAAAAGCAGCUGGAUUAUUAUUCCAAGACAAAGACUAUUGCUGAUCAGAUGAUUCUGGCAGCCAAUGGAACUACACUCAAAGGUGGCAGUAAACUCCUGACGUGCGUAUUACGACCUCCUGGAAUUUAUGGACCAGAUGAAAGAAGACUUUUGCCUAGGCUAGUGGCUAAUGCUGAGAAGAGAUUAUUAUGUUUCAAGUUUUGGAAUGAACACACCAAAAUAAAUUGGAUUCACUUGUAUAAUCUGGUAGAUGCUCAUGUACUUGCGGCAGAAGCACUGACAGCGAGCAAAGGGUAUAUUGCUAGUGGAAAGGCAUAUUUUAUCCAUGACGGGGAACAUGUCAGCUUUCACAAGUGGUUUCAUCCAAUGUUUGAAAAACUUGGAUUUCCUGAUCCUUGGAUACCUCUUCCUAGUUGUUUGGUUUAUGUUGUAGCUCUCAUACUGGAAUAUGCACACCUCAUGCUGAGACCGUUUGUAGACAUAAACCCACUGCUGACCAGAAAUGAGGUAAUGAAAAUUGCAGUAAUGCACACUUUUCGAAUAGACAAGGCUCAGAGGGAACUUGGCUACAACCCAAAGAAAUUCUCCUUUGCGGAUUCUGUGGAUUUUUAUAUCAGAAGCCGACAGAGUCCAACCCAACAAAAGCUGAAUGCUACAAAAUUAAUGCAAAUUUUGCUGUGUGUAUUUCUAUGUUUGUGCUUGGUUUUACUUUUAUAAAUCUUUUAGGCAGAGGUAUCUAGCUCUAGAACCAAAAGCUGGUUGAUAGGCAGCCAAAGAAGGGCAUGCUAAGAUCUAUCCACAUUUGGUUUACUAGAUCUGAGCUCCUAACUAUGGGACAUACUGUAUAUAAAGUGACUAAAAGAAUACUUGUGCGCUGCUAUGUGUGACAAUAGUAAUAAGUGAAUAAGCUACCAUUAAAUAGUGAACUCCCUCACUACUAACAAAAAUGGGUAAAGAUAUAAAUGGUGCGCUUGUUCAAAUAAACAUUCAGUGUCAAUAUAUGCACAGUGAUCAAUCAAACAUAUAUAAUCAUCAAACUGUAAGAAUAUAACAUAUAAAUUGUGAUUAAUUAUAAAAAUUAUAAAUAAAUAAAGUCAAUAUUGUGAUAUUCAACAUAACCAGGGAAGAAAAUAUAAUUCCAAGGUAUAUCCAGUGAUUAGAAAUGUAUAUUGCAUCCACCGCCACAAAUAGAUGAAAUGGGCGCUCACCUCAAGGGCUGACCGUAAAGGUCAAACAAAGCUUUAAUUACCGUAUACAAAGGGGUGACUGCAGUGCUGGACACCACACUAACAGCUCCACGAUAUUGGGUAUGACAUUCCUAAUCCAUGAUUGACAGACCGCAUAUAUUGACACUGAUAGGUAGAU